Arabidopsis lyrata subsp. lyrata is the source of this 787-nucleotide messenger RNA. RefSeq lists its product as uncharacterized. The record is from RefSeq and is a predicted model, not a curated record. NCBI's taxonomy places the organism in Eukaryota, Viridiplantae, Streptophyta, Magnoliopsida, Brassicales, Brassicaceae. Bases 219 to 572 code for a protein of 117 amino acids. The transcript has a single exon.
CCAGCUGUACCACCAAUUCAAACAACACGGUUACGUAAACUCUCUCUCUCUGAGAAAAUCCCCAAAUCUCAUGAAAUUAGGGUUUCAAUCAUUCGUAACACUUUGAACGCAAAAUUAGAAACCUCCUCUCCAUUCGCCACGAAUCUCUAAGGUUCUUCUGAAGGAUUAGAUUUCUGGGUUUAAGAAAUCUCUCUCUCUCGUCAUCAACAAUUCUCGCGAUGCCGUCGUUAACACUGAGCAUUCCUUUCCUUUUCUUAGUUCUCUGCUUGAUCGGUUUACAAGCUGCGGAUGAUUUCCUUGAUAAUUCCGGCGGCGACGUCUGCCCUCGGGUUUCGGACUCGGGUGGAUGCCCAAUCAACUGUUUCCGAGCGGAUCCGGUUUGCGGAGCCGAUGGAGUCACGUACUGGUGUGGUUGUCCCGACGCAGCUUGCCAUGGUGCUCGUGUAGUCAAAAGAGGAGCUUGUGACACAGGUAAUGCAGGAAGUGCUUCUGUUCCUGGCCAAGCUUUGUUAUUGAUUCACAUUGUUUGGCUCUUCUUGCUUGGACUCUCUCUUCUCGUUGGUGUUUUCUAAUCUCUCGAGUGUUGAUGGCGGAAUUAGAGGAGCAAUUGAUUGAUUCCAUUAUCGUUUGUAGCUUUUAGUCAUAUUUUACAGAGCACACAUUUGCUUUGUGAUAUAUAGAUCACACGUCCUGUGUUUGUUAUAUGUAGAGCUGAGUAUUGUUUUGCUAUGUGUGCUAUACAUAUGUAAUAGAUUCUGUUGCAAUACAUUAUAUAAAGAUUUGAUCA